This is a messenger RNA of Guillardia theta CCMP2712, 900 nucleotides long. RefSeq lists its product as hypothetical. Gene Ontology annotation, molecular function: protein binding. Lineage: Eukaryota; Cryptophyceae; Pyrenomonadales; Geminigeraceae. Bases 1 to 900 code for a protein of 299 amino acids. The record is from RefSeq and is a predicted model, not a curated record. The transcript has 6 exons.
AUGCCUCCUCCACAUCAGUUCAUGAGAGCUGAUUGGCAUGCUGCUGGCCUCCAUGCUGCUGCUCCCAUGCCUCCUCCGCCAAAGCCGUUACCUCCUCUUGCUGAGGAUCAAAGUACAGUAGGCCUCAUGCUUUGGCCCAACAUGGAAGGAAAGCUGACAAUAACUGGAAUCAAGGAGGACAAGAGCGCAGCACAGACAGAAUUGCAGAUCGGUGACGUGGUUGCUAAGAUUGAUGACGAUUCAGUGGAAGGCCUUGAUGCAACCCUCGUCGCCGCGAAACUCAUCGGACCAACGGGGUCCACUGUGACUCUGACCACGGGAGGAGGAACUACAGUAACUCUUACGAGAGACGUCUCAGCUGAAGAGGCGAACAAGAAGAUCGACCGACGGAGAAGGGAAAAAGAAAAGAGAAUAUCCCUUGGAGAACGCCUGGAAGUAGCCUUGAAGCUCGAGAGCAAGGAAAUCACUGCGAAAGAGGCUAUGGACAUGUUGGGCUGCUGCAGAUCAUACAUCUCGCAGAUGAUGAAACCUAAUUACCUCAACAAGUUGAAGAAAGCAAGAGAUCUCGGACUGGACUUAAAACUCACAAAAGCGCAUUUGCCCAAGUUCCCAGCGAUCGAAGAUGAGCUUCACAAGUGGUUGAAAGACCUCGCAGCUGCAAACCCUCACUUGAGACCUCCUAUGACCAUGUCCUCUACCAUGGAGAAGGCACAGGAGCUUGCAGUGUUGAAGUCAGUGACAGACUUCAAGGCAAACAACAUCUGGUUUGCUAGCUUUGUGAAGAGGUAUGGGCUCGAUACUAUUGGCUACUCAACAGAUGUGCAAAAGCCGGCAUCAACGAUGACAGCUACAGCCAAAUAUGAUGGUGUAUCGACCGCGGUGCCUGUGUAUGGAAAUUAA